Molecule: messenger RNA, 1955 nt
Organism: Polyodon spathula (Mississippi paddlefish)
Lineage: Eukaryota; Metazoa; Chordata; Actinopteri; Acipenseriformes; Polyodontidae
Exons: 8
Coding region: 73-1362 (429 amino acids)
Source: RefSeq, a predicted model, not a curated record
CUUCAAGCUGUCGUCAUUGGCAUUAAGUAGGCCUACACUGUUGCAGGACCGCACGGUAUAUGUGUAUGAAGUAUGAGUUUCGUAAAAGAAAGCCAGAGUAAAGAUCAUGUUAGUAAUAACAAUGGACUGCCAUUUAAAAACUCGAGUGAAGAAGAUCCCGAGCACCUGGAAAGAACAAGGGAAAGAGGAAAAGCUGAAGCCACUAUCGUUAAUGAAAUUAUGAUAAAUGCCCAGCCGCAUAGUGAACAGAGGCGUAGACAUACAAACCAGUGUUCAUGCAACCUUAGUUUCCCAAAGGACUACACCAAGGUGGGUUUGAAGUCAGAGAAUGUCGGCCCACAGAGAGUAGUGCCCUCUGCUGGUCCCUCCACGCAUUCUACAUCACCUGUUUCUCUUUUUUGUAAACAGACUAAACAAGCAGGUCUGGAAUUAUUUUAUAAGUGGAUUGCGGAUGAAAUAACCCAAGAGGCUGCACAUGUAUUUGAAAGUGCAAACAUUGAUGAAGCACAGUUUCUUACUCUAACAAGAGAAGAUGUGAACGAACUGAUGCCAGGGCUGCCUAAUUUUCAAAUGAGAAAGAAAAUAAUGAAUCUCAUCAUGGAAACGAAUGUGAAGAGUUCAGGAAGCAAUAUUUGCGUACAUUCUGGAAAAGUACAACAACUGCUCCUUGGAAAUGAAGAUUUGAGGAAAGAUCCGCUUGUUUCUGGGAGUGCUGUGAAAAACGUUUAUCAGAUUCUCACGGAUAUGGAAGUAGAUUUUCAGAAAUGGUUAGGCGUGCUUCAGCAGCUGAUUCAAGUUGUUGCCGAGUUGUCUCAUCAAACGAAGAGGGAAGAUUUAAAUGAUUUAAAACAAGAUAAAGGCAUUCAAACAGAUCCCCCUGCUAAUAUCCCAGAUAAACACAAAGACCAUGAAGGGUUUCCUGCAAAGCCUAAACACCCUCCCAUGCAAGUUCUUAGAAUCGAAACCCUCGUUACUGGGAAGACCUUUGGGGCAGAGAUUAAAUUCCUGGACAAACUAUCUCAGAAUCUCAGAAGCAUGGGAGUAGCCCUUCAGAAGCAAGCCUAUGAUUAUAAUUCUGAUAAGGUGCUUUUACUCUUUUGUCCUGUUAUCUCUCGGAUUGGCACUGAUAUUGAUGCAGUUAUCCAGAACAUUUCACCUUAUAAAAAGGUAAUCCUGAUGGUCAUGCACCACUCUCGGAAAAAAGUAUCAUCUGAGAGCAGCAGAUUGGUCAACAAGAGCAACGUGCUUGAAACAGUGGACUGCCUCUACUAUGAAACUGAUGGGUUCUAUCACUGUGAUGAAAAUACAAAGGCAGUAACGUCUGCCUCCUCAGCUUUACUCAGGUACCAGAAGACUAUGUAGGCCCAGCAUGCCAAUCAUCUGAAUUGCAGCACAUCUGAAAUGAAAGCACAUUAUGUUACUACGUGGUCCAGUCUUGAUUACUUAUGUCAGUACAUUACAUUUUAAUUUUCUAAAUGGAACUGUUGUGCAAGAAGAAACAACAAUCUUGAUUAGUGAUCACGGAUUCUGAGAUGUGGACUUUUUGACAACUGUUGUAUUCGUUGAGCACUUUUUGGUGUGGUUUUCUUCUUUAGGUGUGCCAAGGAAAUCAUAACUGUGACUAUACCUACUUAAUUAAAGUAUCACAAAAUGGGAUAUGAAUAGUAUGAAAGUGCACACAUCAUAUAGCCUAUUCAAUAAAUAUAUAGAGUCUACAGAUUUGGUAAACAUGAUUAAUAGCAAAUUAAACCAGUACCUAAUGUCAAGUAUCUUGAGAGGACAGAAAUGCAAUGGAAUGCAAAAUCAGAUAAAGAUUAACUGUGUAAUAGAAACUGUGUGUCCCUAGCAUUCUUUGAAGAAUGUUGUCACCAGUAGGCCGCAUUAUUCUGUAUUUAGGCAAGCUGCUUUUUAUAUACUUGUGAUAUUACAAGAGUUCAUGCAACUUUUUGUUCAUC